AUGCCAAAAGAGCAGUAUAUGUGCCAGUUAUGCGCUAAUCAUGGAAUUUUCAAUCAGCCUAAAAAAGGUCACAAGCAAAAAUGUCCACAUCGGGAUUGCACUUGCAAUUUAUGUGCUCUGAACACAAAACGUCGGGCACUGGAUCAAAUCGAAAGACAACUGAAAAAUGCCACGUCUAUUGAAGUGAAAACCGAUCCGACAACAUCAGCGGCAACUGACGGUAUGAAGUAUGAACGCUCGGACGAUUUUCUUUCCUUUAAUUUGUAA
Messenger RNA from Angiostrongylus costaricensis, 267 nucleotides. The record is from the annotation of a GenBank genome assembly. Lineage: Eukaryota; Metazoa; Nematoda; Chromadorea; Rhabditida; Metastrongylidae.